This is a messenger RNA of Poecilia latipinna (sailfin molly), 2950 nucleotides long. RefSeq names its product alpha-2A adrenergic receptor-like. Gene Ontology annotation, molecular function: alpha2-adrenergic receptor activity; epinephrine binding. The record is from RefSeq and is a predicted model, not a curated record. Gene Ontology annotation, cellular component: plasma membrane. The transcript has 2 exons. Lineage: Eukaryota; Metazoa; Chordata; Actinopteri; Cyprinodontiformes; Poeciliidae. The coding region runs from base 358 to 1557 and encodes 399 amino acids. Gene Ontology annotation, biological process: G protein-coupled receptor signaling pathway.
GUAGUGGAGGCAGCAUCACAGAUCUCCAGCGUCAGAUCAAGCCCAUUGAAAACACGAGCUUCACUACAACUGCAACAGAUGAAGAGACCAGAUGAAGACAGAUGAAGAGACCAGGAAUUGAAGGAAAAUGGGUGAUUUAUGAUAUGGCUUCCAGGGAGUUAAAAUGUGUAGUUUUAUUCCUAAAGGUAGACACAAACUAUUGACUUCUUCAGCAAUCUCAGCAAAAUGAAGAGACCGUUCUCUGCUGCUGUUUUCCUUUAGAGAAUCCCCCGAACAGGCAGUGGGAGAGCACAGUUUCUCCUCGGCUCGCAGUGAACACAACUCAGACUAUUAUUUUGGACGCCACGGCUCGUCCUGAUGGGCUGCCUCAACCUCACCAGCAGAAACGAGACUUUGCCUGGCAAGCAGCCCUUCUCUGUGCAGACCUCGGUGAUGCUCACCACCCUGGUGGGGAUGCUCAUUUUACUAACCGUGUUUGGCAACGUCAUGGUAGUGAUCGCUGUGAUGACGAGCCGGGUCCUGAAGGCGCCCCAGAACUUGUUUUUAGUCUCUCUGGCGUGCGCAGACAUUCUGGUUUCCACCUUAGUGAUGCCCUUUUCCCUAGCAAACGAACUCAUGGGUUACUGGUACUUUGGCACAGUGUGGUGUGAAAUCCACCUGGCUUUGGAUGUUCUCUUUUGCACUUCAUCCAUCGUUCACCUGUGCGCCAUAAGCCUGGACAGGUACUGGUCUGUGACUAAAGCCAUCGAGUACAACCUGAAACGGACGCCCCGCAGGAUUAAAUGCACGAUCUGCUUGGUUUGGGCGCUUGCAGCCUUGAUUUCAUUCCCCCCGCUCAUCACAAUGACAAAGAAGGAGGGAGGAAAGGACAACCCUGCGUGCAAGAUCAAUGAGGUGAAAUGGUAUAUCAUAUUCUCGAGCAUUGCAUCCUUCUUUGCACCCUGUGUCAUCAUGAUUAUGGUGUAUGUCCGGAUCUACCAGGUUGCCAAGAAAAGAACCAGAGCCUCACCAGGAGAGCGGCAAAGAGAGAACGGCAACUUAGAGAACACCCAAUUUGACAUGGACCCCGGAGAAAAGCAAGAGAAGGAAAUGGAUGAGCUGAAAGACGGGGAAGAGGUCUGCGGGCUGGACGUGGAGGAAGAGCCGUCCUCCUCUGAUGGGAAUGAAAACAUCCUGUGUUCCCUGAUGAAGAAGAGGAGCGGGAGAACACCCAAAGCGACUCAGGUGAAACCUAAAGAAACUUGUGCAAAGGCAGAGGACCUGUCCUCUGCGAGGGCGAGCAAGUGGAAGGGAAGGCAGUACAGGGAGAGGCGCUUCACCUUCGUCCUGGCCGUGGUCGUGGGAGUGUUUGUUCUUUGCUGGUUCCCCUUUUUUUUCACCUACACGCUUGCAGCAGUUUGCGACACGUGCUGUAUCCCGGAGAAGCUGUUCAAGACCUUCUUCUGGUUCGGCUACUGCAACAGCUCACUAAAUCCGGUGAUAUACACCAUAUUCAACAAAGACUUCAGAAAAUCAUUCAGAAAAAUCCUUUGCAAAAGAAACACAGGAGGUUUGUAAUUAAAAAACAAAAAAGUGUGCAUUAUGCUUGUUUUGCAAUCUGUAUUACAAUGUUGCAGCAUGCCAGUUUAGAGUUUUGAUAUUGUUUAACUGUGACAUUGUGGGUGGCUAUUUAUGAAAAAAUGUUGCACAUUAAAUGUUCAUGUUUAUCAUAAUUAUAAUAUUGUCAUGAAGAGUACAAAUUUAAAAUGACACAGAUGCAUCAAAACGUGACUUAUAUCUGCAUGCUACAAUGGUAUAGAUCUCCUAAAAUUUCAAAGUUUGUAAAUAAACAUAACUUGGCACAUUAUUUAUUUCUGACGACUGUAUAAUAUCCCCACAGCGGUAGUGAUUCAGUAAGGGAAAUUAAAUGCUAAAAAGAUGCGUAACAGAUUUGUGACACUUUCAUAAUCACCUUGUCAGUGCUGGCCCAAGAAUAUACGGGGCCCUAAUCAUUUUAAUUUGGGGAUCCUUUUUUUAAUUUGGGCCCCCCAGCCUCCACACCAUUAAUCUGCUAUAUAUUAGAUUUAACAGCAGUAUACUUUCACAGUUCACUAGCAAACCGACAAUUAAAUUGACUAUUUGUAUUCAUCUUGACCCUGAUAUCAUUUGCUCCGUAUUGGGUAUUAAAGUAAAACCUGAAAAUGCAGUAGGUUGCAAAACUUCAACAUAUUUCGUUAGGAUUUCUUUUUGUUGUUGCAUAAUUGAUAAGUGAAAGGAAUAAAAAGUACAAAUAAAAAUCUAAGAAAGUGCAGUGUGCCUUUUAACUCUGCUAUGAUGUUCAUUUCUGAGGUGCAGCUAUAAUAAUAUAAUGUUCCUGACUCAAGUUGACCCAGGGAUUUUUUAAAAAAAAAUAUGCACUAAUGUCAGAAUCCAAAAAUGUUCCCCAAAACAUUUUAUAUCUGAUCAGUACUAACAAUUUCAAUCAAUAUUUACUGCAAUGAUGCAAUUUAGCGCUUAGAAAUGAAGGCUGAAUGAGGAUAAUUCACUUGUUUUUCACAAAAAUAGAACUAUUUUAAUUUUUAAUCUCCACUAGGAAAGCCGACACAGACAAGUCAACAUCAAAAUUAUAUUUUUUGAUUUUUUUUGUCAGUGUUCAGUCAUUCAUCUGGUGCUAUGUGAUCCAGUAAUCGUGUCCAAGUUACCUACUCCCCCUUUGACAGUAUUAAAGGAUUUGUUUUCUGGUCCUUUCAGGUGAUGAUUUCAGCACUUUUGUGCAAAGUACUCAAGAGGACAACAUUUUUUCCCUUUUUAUUAGGACACUGUAAAUUUUCACAGAUUACAUUUUGCCCCCUGAGACCAUUUGCCAUAGUAAGCACCGCCCUUGUACCCUGAUUCUUUGGUUUUCCAAUGAAAACCUACAAAGUCUAUGUAUAGCUAGUGUUUGGAUCACAUGCUGCUCAUAUUAUUAUUA